AUGGUUGCCUGGUGGUCCUUAUUUCUUUACGGUCUUCAGGUCGCGGCCCCUGCUUUGGCUGCAACACCUGCCGACUGGCGAUCGCAAUCCAUUUAUUUCCUUCUCACAGAUCGAUUUGCAAGGACGGAUGGGUCGACAACUGCGGCUUGUAACACUGAGGAUCGGAAAUACUGUGGUGGAACAUGGCAGGGCAUCAUCGAUAAGCUGGAUUAUAUCCAAGGAAUGGGCUUCACAGCCAUCUGGAUCACCCCCGUUACAGGCCAGCUGCCCCAGAACACCGCAUACGGAGACGCCUACCAUGGUUACUGGCAGCAGGAUAUAUACUCUUUGAACGAAAAUUACGGCACAGCAGAUGACUUGAAGGCUCUCUCUUCGGCCCUUCAUGAGAGGGGAAUGUAUCUGAUGGUCGAUGUGGUUGCUAACCAUAUGGGCUAUGAUGGAGCGGGAGCCUCAGUUGAUUACAGCGUGUUCAAGCCGUUCAAUUCCCAAGAAUACUUCCACCCAUUCUGUCUCAUUCAAAACUAUGAGGACCAGACCCAGGUUGAGGAUUGCUGGUUAGGAGAUAAUACUGUUUCUCUGCCCGAUCUCGAUACCACUAAAGAUGAGGUUAAGAAUGAGUGGUACGACUGGGUGGGAACAUUAGUAUCAAACUACUCCAUUGAUGGCCUCCGUAUCGACACCGUGAAGCACGUCCAGAAGGACUUCUGGCCGGGGUACAACAAAGCCGCAGGCGUGUACUGCAUCGGCGAAGUCCUUGACGGUGAUCCGGCGUACACAUGCCCCUACCAGGACGUCAUGGAUGGCGUACUGAAUUACCCAAUUUACUACCCACUCCUCAACGCCUUCAAAUCAACCUCCGGCAGCAUGAACGACCUCUACAACAUGAUCAACACCGUCAAAUCUGACUGUCCAGACUCAACACUCCUGGGCACAUUCGUCGAGAACCACGACAACCCACGGUUUGCUUCAUACACCAAUGACAUAGCCCUCGCCAAGAACGUCGCAGCAUUCAUCAUACUCAACGACGGAAUCCCCAUCAUCUACGCAGGCCAAGAACAGCAUUACGCGGGCGGAAACGACCCGGCAAACCGUGAGGCAACCUGGCUCUCAGGCUAUGCGACCGACAGCGAACUCUACAAGUUAAUCGCAUCCACAAACGCAAUCCGAAGCCAUGCUAUCAGCAAAGAUACAGGAUUCGUGACCUACAAGAACUGGCCCAUUUACAAGGAUGACACGACGAUCGCGAUGCGCAAGGGAACCGAUGGCUCACAGGUCGUAACUAUCUUAUCUAACAAGGGUGCUUCGGGUGAUUCGUACACUCUCUCUUUGGGUGACACGGGUUACACGGCCGGACAGAAAUUGACUGAGGUCAUUGGAUGUACGACGGUGACGGUGGGCUCGGAUGGAAAGGUGCCUGUUCCUAUGGCGGGUGGAUUGCCUAGGGUGUUGUAUCCGACUGAGAAGUUGGCAGAUAGCAAGAUCUGUAGUAGCUCGUGAAAGGUGGUGAUGAUACUGGUAUUUAGUCUGAUUUUUCGGACUAUGAGUUUGAUAUGUCUUGUCUGUCUGAUUAUAUACGAGGUUCUUUUAUUCUAUAGUUGGAAAAUGGG
Aspergillus pseudotamarii is the source of this 1607-nucleotide messenger RNA. Its product is annotated as alpha-amylase. NCBI's taxonomy places the organism in Eukaryota, Fungi, Ascomycota, Eurotiomycetes, Eurotiales, Aspergillaceae. Gene Ontology annotation, molecular function: alpha-amylase activity; calcium ion binding. Bases 1 to 1497 code for a protein of 498 amino acids. Gene Ontology annotation, biological process: carbohydrate catabolic process. The record is from RefSeq and is a predicted model, not a curated record. The transcript has 9 exons.